Striga hermonthica is the source of this 489-nucleotide messenger RNA. The record is from the annotation of a GenBank genome assembly. Lineage: Eukaryota; Viridiplantae; Streptophyta; Magnoliopsida; Lamiales; Orobanchaceae.
AUGAAGCCAAGUACAUUAAAGCCUAUAAAGAGCAUCUCCGCCUUCGCCGGCCGCCGCCAGCGCGGCGUCUGCAUCCUCAGCGCCUCCGGAACCGUGGCCAACGUCACCCUUCGUGGGCCGUCCGGCCACGGCCCGGCCCUCGCCCUACAGGGCCGGUUCGAGAUCCUCUCCCUCUCCGGCUCGUUCCUCCCGCCUCCGGCGCCGCCGGCCGCCUCAGGCCUCAGCGUGUACCUCGCCGGAGCGCAGGGGCAGGUAGUGGGGGGAGCCGUCGUGGGCCCACUGCUUGCAUCCGGCCCGGUCGUCAUCAUGGCUGCGUCGUUCGGGAACGCGGCGUACGAGCGUCUGCCGCUCGAGGAGGAGGAGGUGCAGCCGCCGCCGCCGCCGGGGUCGGGAGGAGUCCCGAUGGGGGACCCGUUUCAGGGGGGCCCGCAGAGUAUGAUGCCGGGCGAGGGAUACUGGGCCGGCGGGCCGGGCCGCCCGAGUUUUUAA